Setaria italica (foxtail millet) is the source of this 995-nucleotide messenger RNA. RefSeq lists its product as uncharacterized. Gene Ontology annotation, molecular function: protein binding. NCBI's taxonomy places the organism in Eukaryota, Viridiplantae, Streptophyta, Magnoliopsida, Poales, Poaceae. The record is from RefSeq and is a predicted model, not a curated record. The transcript has 2 exons. The coding region runs from base 24 to 995 and encodes 323 amino acids.
UGGCGCCGCCGCCGCCCGCGCUGAUGGACGAGCUCAUCGAGGAGGUCCUCCUCCGCCUCCCGCCGGACGACCCAGCGAGCCUCGCCCGCGCCGCCCUCGUCUGCCGGCGCUGGCGCCGCCUCAUCUCGGACCCCUGCUUCCGCCGCAGGUUCCGCAGCCUCCACCGGCCCCCGAUGCUGGGAUUCGUCUGCAACAUCGCCGACACCGACGGCCCCGACAUUUCCCGCUUCGUCCCCACAUCCUCCUUCCGCCCGCCCCGCGCCGACCGCCGCGACCUGCGGGCCAUCGACUCCCGCCAUGGCCGCGUCCUCCUCUGCAGCCAGUCCGUCCCCCGCCCCUGGGAGAACGGCUUCCUCGUUUGGGACCCCGUCGCAGAUGAGGAUUGGGAGGUUCCCGCCCCGCCGCGGCACCCCCGGUGGCACUGGAAUGCGGCCGUGCUCUGCGCCGCUGACCGCGGCGGCGGCUGCAGCCACAUUGACUGCCGCCGCGACCCCUUCCUCGUGGUCUUCCGACUCAGCGACCACACAUAUGAUGAGCACAUCGAUGACUACUUCGCCUGUGCGCCUGCUGUCCUCAUGGGUGGUGCGCUCUACUUCAUGUUUCACAAGAACACCAUGAUCAUCAAGUAUGAUGUGGCUACUUUGGGAAUGUCCGUGAUUCAUGCACCAAAUACAUUCUACCUGCAGAACAUUGUGUUGAUGACUACAGAGGAUGGCAGAAUUGAACUCGUUGAGGACUCCAAGCUCUACUUAUGGUCAAGGGAGGCUGAUCCCCGGGGAGUUUGGGGAUGGACGGUAAGCAAAGUCAUCGAGCUCAAGUCGUUGCUCCCUGCAGAUGCGCUUUCAAGAUCACCUGAGGCUCUCGGGUUCGCGGAAUGUGGUGGCUUCGGCUUCAUUCUCUUGUGGACGGUCAAUGGGUUCUUCACUAUUGAUCCAAAGUCCAACCAGGUCAGGAAUGUAGGUGUCACGUCUGGUUUUAAAGAUAAAACCAGAUGA